This is a messenger RNA of Capsicum annuum, 2254 nucleotides long. RefSeq lists its product as uncharacterized. The transcript is spliced from 10 exons. Gene Ontology annotation, molecular function: peptidyl-prolyl cis-trans isomerase activity. Gene Ontology annotation, biological process: regulation of DNA-templated transcription. Bases 352 to 1896 code for a protein of 514 amino acids. The record is from RefSeq and is a predicted model, not a curated record. Lineage: Eukaryota; Viridiplantae; Streptophyta; Magnoliopsida; Solanales; Solanaceae.
AAUAAUUGAAGCGUUUCAUUUUGUUUUGCAUGACUCUUCCUCUACUUACCAAUAAUCAAUAAAUAAAAUAAAAGGAUACUAAACACUGGCGAUUGCAGUGAGACCUGUGAAUAUACUUCUUUUCCCAUACAUAUAUAUCUGAACUUUGCCUUCUACAAAAUGAAUUAAAAAAAAGAAAACAUACAUAUCCUCCUGUGUUUAGUUUGAUACACAGAUUAAUAAUAGGUUAGUUUUGAAGAUGGAGGAUUAGAAACUCCCACCAAGGCAAAGAAAAACACAAACAACCUCCUCUACUUGUUCUCAACCCCACAAGAUUCUGAUACACCUUGUUUGGUGCAAAGUGAGGAUCAAAUGCUAAGGAGAGCGAAACAGCCUCCUAAUAAAAAUAAAAAAAAAAGGUGUAGAGGAAAUGAUUACGAUGAUGUGAUAAAGGAGGAAAGGAAGGGAAAACAUGUACAUUUGAUGCCUUCACUGGAUGAUAACUACGGUGAUUCAAAGGAGCCUGAGAAAAAAUCGACAUACGCCAAUACAUCUAUGCCGGAUACUGAUUGUGGUUUAGGAUUAUGUGAUCAAAGUGGGGUGCUGCCUGAAGGAUUAAUUAAGGAAAAAACUGGAUCGUCAUUAUCAAGUUCGUGGUCCAAGGAAGAUGAAAUCACAAUCCUUAAGGGAUUGGUGAGGCUCAAAACUGAAAAUGAGAUUAAAUCGAAAAAGAUAGACUAUAUUGCACUUUAUGAGUCAAUCAAACAAUUUCUUCAUCGUGAAUCAGACAUAGAAGACUUGAAAAAGAAAGUGAAGUGUCUUAGGGAGAAAUAUAAGAAAAAUUUAAAGAAGGCAAAGACUCCGAGCGUCCCACACGAGGAAGAGUUAUUCCACUUAAGUGAUAAAUUUUGGGGUGACGGUGACAAGGAUCAUGAGAUUAACCAACAAAUUACUUGCCAUAGUAGUGCUCCUUCUUGUUCUUCCAUUAGGCCUUACAAAAGCUUGGAUCUGGAAGCAUCAGAUAAAAUUUUUGUGGGAGAUCUUGGACUAGCUUUAGCAACUAUCAACAGGAAUCAGUCUAAUCCAGUGCAUGUAGCUCUUGAACAAUACAAAUUAGUUUCUCAAAGUUUGAGAAUUAGGAAGUGUUAUGGCAACCAAAUACUGGAGGCGCGGAUAACCCCAAAAAUGGAGGAGCUUUCUGAACUAGAGGAACAAAAGAUAGCAAGGAGCUAUUUUGACACGAAGAUACAACAUGCACUAUUGGUUUUAGAUGCUUAUAAGGCUAGCAAUGGUUUUGAAAACUCUCUUAUAAAUGUAGCAACUGAUUGCGGACUCAAGAAAGAUACACCAAAGGCUAUGAACGAGGGAAACAGUCCACCGGCUACAAUUGGAGGUCAUACACCAAUCACUGGAAAACCUUCAAACACAAGUUCCAAAUCAGUAAGUCAAAUGUGCCAAUCUCAGGAGAGAGAGAAAAAUAAGGAAAUGAAUAUCAAAAACCGAGAAAAUCAAUGUGACUCAAGUAUACCAUCUCACACAGUUCCGAGUUCUAAGGAGAUCAAGGAGAGUGCCACAUCAUUACCGGAUGGAAUGACUGUUGAGGUGCUGGUGAAAGGAAAACCAGAUGGGAAAGUAGCUUCUACAGGAAAGCAGGUGGAAAUUUAUUUUGACGCCAAAUUAAGAGAUACAGGAUGCUUUAUUGGCUCGAACAUUGCUGCUGGAACUCCCCAUAAAUUUUGUCUAGGUCACAAGAAAAUGUUAAAGGGAUUGAACAUUGGCAUUGAAGGUAUGCAAGUUGGUGAAAAGAGAAGACUCAUUAUUCCACCAUCAUUGGGCCCUGGAAGCAACGCUAAGCCACCAAUACUGCCAGACUCAUGGCUUCAGUAUGAUGUUGAAUUGGCUGAUAUAUGUGAAUAAAGAUAAUACAUAGUUACUCCAUUCACAAUGAAUGCAAUUUCUCAGUCCCAGUCUUGUUGAUUAUGGUGAUGUUGGGUAUUUAUUUAACCCGCAUAAAUCUCGAUCUCAAACAUACAAUGUGUUCAUAUGUGGGGUUACUGUCAUGUCUUGGAGCAAAGCAGUCAAUCUGAAAACUAUGCUGAGAUAAUAGUUAUUCAUGAAGCAAGCCGAGAAUAUAGAUAAUGCAACAUGCACAUAGCACAUCUUAAUGGAGGAUUUAUAAAAGGAGAUAGAACGAAGCACACUUCAUCAUAGUUUUUCUAUACACAUGAGCUACAAAAGAAUUGUGAUAUUAAUGCAUAUUGUUAUAGAUGUGUAC